CACAAGUAGAGUAUAAGGCGCUCGAAAACGCCAAUCAUGUUGCGAUCCAGGCUCGUUGUCUUAUUGGGGAUUUGUGUCUACUGUGUAAAUACACAAGAGGAUGGCAUGAUCUUAGAUGCCCGAGUUUCUACUGAUUUCCAUCAUUUUGAAAAUCAUCCCAUUCAGAGUCCAAACACACCUAGUAGGAAAAGCGGUGAUUAUUCACAUUUAAAUCUGCGUGGGUCACAGAGGCCAAAGGACGCUGCUGUGACGCAUAAAAGUGUGCCACAUUUCAUAGAAAAUCGAUCCGUAUGGAACCGUCUUCGAAGAAGUGCGCCCCAAUUGGAUGGUAGUAAUCAGCAAGUUGACCCGUCAGUGGAAAAUCGGCGAAUUCGACGUUGGCUAGGUGUCAAACGCCCACUUCCUAGUUACCUUCCAAUUCAUAGAAGACGAUAUACUCGCCCAAGAUUUCCGACUCGUCAUGUGCCUCAUGCGGUCCAUCUUCACCACCGACCUCUCCUUCCCAUCCGAAAACCUCUUCUACCUCCUCGUUUUCGUCGUCGGCCACUACGUCCUUUGCUUCCUCUUCACAUCCACAGAUACUAAUGUCUUCCCGACUUAGAGAGAAUGUUUACUAAGAGUAAAACCAGAUUUCUAAAUCACUCAAUAAUAUCAAUGCGAUACAAGAUGCUUCCGAAUCUCCGUGAUCUAUAUAGCUAGUGGACUCCUAAUUCGGUCAAAAUUAAUGGCGGAUCGUUCCCUCACAAAUACUAAAAAGCGAAUGGAAGGGCAGUGACAUGGCAUGAUGGCUAAGAAGGGAGGACGACACAUCACCGAUGGAGGAACGACUGAAUUGAGGAGACUCUACUGUACCUCCUAAAUUGCCACUAAUUUUUUACGAGUUAUGUAGAUGUAAUAUUGCAGGUGAAUCCACCUUACUCAUUUAAAAAAAAUUGUAAGUCAAUAAAUCUUGUCAAUAUACAAAUAUUAUUUAUAUUGCUACAU
Molecule: messenger RNA, 984 nt
Organism: Diachasma alloeum
Lineage: Eukaryota; Metazoa; Arthropoda; Insecta; Hymenoptera; Braconidae
Exons: 3
Coding region: 37-585 (182 amino acids)
Source: RefSeq, a predicted model, not a curated record